This is a messenger RNA of Cariama cristata (Red-legged seriema), 739 nucleotides long. Its product is annotated as Golgi membrane protein 1-like. The transcript has 5 exons. Lineage: Eukaryota; Metazoa; Chordata; Aves; Cariamiformes; Cariamidae. The record is from RefSeq and is a predicted model, not a curated record. The annotation marks the transcript as partial.
GUCACAGUGCAUCAACCAGAUGAAAGAAUUAAAAGAACAAUGUGAAGAAAGGGUAGAUGAGCUUACAAAAAGGGGCAGUGAUCUACCUCCACAAAUCAAAGAAAACAAAGACUUCUCAGAAGAUUCAAAGAAAAGUGGCCAGGUCAGUAUUCAACUGCCAGCCUUGAAGCAAACCGAGACCAAGCAGGCCGACUUGGAACAGCAGAAACUCAAUGAAGAUGUACCUAAGGCAGUACCUACAGUAAAAAAGACAGAUCCGCUGCAGGCUAAAGAAAGAAUAAAUGGCCUAGCUGACAUCAGAAAACAGGAGCCCAAGGCAGAGGAGGAGCAGCUUUCUAGUCAAAUGAAAAACCCACAGGAUUCACUCAAGGCUGCUGCAGGUCAUAAGGAGAUGCUGCCCAAGUCAGAGAAGGAGCUGAAUCCAUCUGAAGAUGAAAAACAUGUAGCUGGGCAAGAUGCGUUACAGCUGGCAGCAGAGCAGGCUGCCAGUGAGGAAAUUGAACGGGAGCAGCUCCUAAAUUACGAUGCUAAGGAGGAUGACUCGCCCCUCGGAAAGGCUGACAAACAGGAACAUGAAGCACUGAACCAGGACAAGGAUGUCGAUUACAAUUUAGAUGAGAAUGAAGCUGAAUCAGAAACGGACAAGCAAGCAGCACUUGCAGGGAUUGAAAAUGUUCAAAACCCUGAAGAUAUGAAGAACCACUUACCUGAGCAAGGUGAAGAACAACAGAGGUUGUGA